GAUAACGUGCUGAUCGUGAUAGGCGGAGACAGUUAUUACAGAGAUGAAAACGAAGAAGCGCGGUCUGUUAUCUCGCGCUGGGCGAGAAGGAAGGUGGCUUCGCAGUUCAGUGAGGAGUAUAUGGAUGGAAGGCAAAGCUUUAUCUUCUCUUGGGAUGAAAAACACCGAAUGAUCCACGAGGAAGCGAUGCGGCAUUUUCUCGAUCCGAGCAAAAGAGGAUCCAAGUUUGAAUACACACCUCCCAGGCCCUUGCCGAAGCCUAUAGAACCUAAAGCUCCCCAACCC
Messenger RNA from Porites lobata, 285 nucleotides. Lineage: Eukaryota; Metazoa; Cnidaria; Anthozoa; Scleractinia; Poritidae. The record is from the annotation of a GenBank genome assembly.